AUGUUUGGGCCCUACGAGCUCCAGCAGACACUGGGAGAGGGUGAAUUUGGAAAGGUCAAGCUCGGAAGACACAUCGAGACGGACGAAGAGGUUGCCAUCAAGUUGAUUCGGCGUCAGGCGGUCGACAACACUCCACGGAUAAAUAAGAUCGGCAGAGAAAUCGCGGUCUUGCGGACAAUUCGGCACCCAAACAUCAUCACUCUGUUUGACGUUAUCGAGACGGAGCGGUACAUUGGCAUCGUGAUCGAAUAUGCAUCAGGCGGAGAACUAUUUGACCACAUCCUCGCACAUCGAUGCUUGAGGGAACGGGAAGCAUGUCGACUAUUCGCUCAGCUGAUGAGCGGUGUGCAUUACCUGCACUCGAAGCACAUUGUUCAUCGCGAUCUAAAGCUGGAGAACUUGCUCCUGGACAGGAACAGGAACAUCAUCAUUACCGACUUUGGCUUCGCCAACCAGUUCGACAGCACCUCAAGAGAUCUGAUGUCGACCUCGUGUGGAUCGCCUUGCUAUGCUGCGCCUGAAUUGGUCAUCAGCGAUGGCCUCUACGUCGGAACUGGUGUUGAUAUCUGGAGCUGCGGCGUCAUCCUGUACGCGAUGCUAGCAGGAUACUUGCCAUUUGAUGAUGAUCCAGCCAAUCCUGACGGCGAGAACAUCAAUCAAUUGUACAAUUACAUCCUUGCCACAACGCUUGUCUUCCCCGAUCACAUCUCAGUCGAUGCCCGAAAUUUGCUGAAGUUGAUGCUCGUACCGGAUCCAACCAAGCGCUGCAACAUGAGGCGCAUUAUGGCCCAUCGAUGGCUUCGCCCUUACGCUCCAAUGUUCCAGUACACGAUCGAAGACCUCGAGGCAUGCACAGGCUGUGGCGAGGUUGAAUGGUACGAUAUGGGUUCCACCAACACGAACCGUAGCUGCAGAUCCCCUCCACCCCCCUUCGCCAUCAGAGACCUCACAAACUCGACCUGGCCCACCACUUGCUUCUGCAGAUGA
Gamsiella multidivaricata is the source of this 987-nucleotide messenger RNA. Its product is annotated as kinase-like domain-containing protein. Gene Ontology annotation, biological process: intracellular signal transduction; protein phosphorylation; microtubule cytoskeleton organization. The record is from RefSeq and is a predicted model, not a curated record. Gene Ontology annotation, molecular function: ATP binding; tau-protein kinase activity; protein serine/threonine kinase activity. Bases 1 to 987 code for a protein of 328 amino acids. Gene Ontology annotation, cellular component: cytoplasm. NCBI's taxonomy places the organism in Eukaryota, Fungi, Mortierellomycota, Mortierellomycetes, Mortierellales, Mortierellaceae. The transcript is spliced from 7 exons.